CCAAAUUUUGGCAUCGCUAGAGUUGAAUGGUGGGAACCGGAAGUGUGUGCAGCGGCGGCGGGUCCCCGGCGAAUCGGGUCCCAGGCGAAUCGCCGGAAGUAGCGAUUGUUACGGGAGGUUUCCGCCAGCUUUGCUAUGGCGGCGAUCCCUCCAGACACCUGGCAGCCGCCCAACGUAUACUUGGAGACCAGCAUGGGGAUCAUCGUGCUGGAGCUGUACUGGAAGCAUGCUCCAAAGACUUGUAAGAACUUUGCUGAAUUGUCUCGUCGAGGUUACUACAAUGGCACCAAAUUCCACAGAAUCAUCAAAGACUUUAUGAUCCAGGGAGGUGACCCAACAGGGACAGGUCGAGGUGGUGCAUCUAUCUAUGGCAAGCAGUUUGAAGAUGAACUUCAUCCAGACUUGAAAUUCACAGGGGCUGGAAUUCUCGCAAUGGCCAAUGCCGGGCCAGACACCAACGGCAGCCAGUUCUUUGUGACCCUGGCUCCCACCCAGUGGCUUGACGGCAAACACACCAUAUUUGGCCGUGUGUGCCAGGGUAUAGGAAUGGUGAAUCGAGUAGGAAUGGUGGAAACAAACUCCCAGGACCGUCCUGUGGACGAUGUGAAGAUCAUUAAGGCAUACCCUUCUGGGUAGACUUGCUGCGCUCUUGGGCACACCCAGGUCUUCUGAGAUGGCCCCAGUGAACCAGUUUCCAGAUGACCUAGAAUGACACAUAACUCUAAACUGCAUUUUGGUCUUGCAAAUCUGAGGCGCUGAGAAGGCCUGGGGUCUUGGGUGAGUUAGAAAUGGAAGUGUAUUUUAAUAGGACGCUUCUUUUCUCUUCCCCAGUGCCUGUGUUAACAGAGCAUUUGCAGAAAUGCCCAUGCGUGAUUGUUCACAGGUUACUGCUCACUGCAAAUGACCCAUACUGCUCCUUCUUGUGUGUAUCUGCUCUAUACACUUGGAACGAAAUGAAGCCAACUCUGUCAUUUCGCAGUGCCUAACCAGCCUCUUCUUGCAGAAAUUUAUAUUCUGGGCUACACUGCAGUCUUUGGUGGCUGACAGCCAUAGAAUUUAAAACCAAGUAGUGUCUAUCGGCCUUCUUAACUGUGUGCACCCCCUAUUUCAGUCUCUUGCUUUUGUUCUUCCAGGGAUUGUAUGCAUCUCUCUAUAUAUUUUCCCUCUCAAAACCAGAACAUCAACCCUGCUGUUUCCGACACUUAGACAUCCCACGCAAAGCCACAUUGAAUUUUUGCCAAGUGAAAAAUGCAUCCAACAAUCAAGUUUCUAAGAAUGUGUCAAGUGGGGAAUGAUAAUGUGUAAUAAUCGAGAAAUGAAUUUAUUAAAAAGCAGAAACACUGACCACUUUUUCCCCAGGAAGGAGUAGAAAUCUAUAGUGAGCAUAUGGAAAGACUAUGAAUUCUCCUUUAAAAAGCAGUAUCCUCAUACUUAAGUUUUUUAACCUAAGACUUUAGAGAAACUAGGUAAGAGAUUUUAUAUAUAUUUUUUAAUCUUUCUGAUUUUUUAGGGAGGGGGCGGUGAGAGAAAGGAAGUUAAUACCUAUGGAAUACAUAUAACUUCCAAAAUAAAAUGCCAUUGAUGGUUGAAA
Kogia breviceps (pygmy sperm whale) is the source of this 1591-nucleotide messenger RNA. It is a transcript of the gene PPIL1, whose product is annotated as peptidylprolyl isomerase like 1. The record is from RefSeq and is a predicted model, not a curated record. NCBI's taxonomy places the organism in Eukaryota, Metazoa, Chordata, Mammalia, Artiodactyla, Physeteridae. Gene Ontology annotation, molecular function: peptidyl-prolyl cis-trans isomerase activity. Gene Ontology annotation, biological process: protein peptidyl-prolyl isomerization; protein folding. Gene Ontology annotation, cellular component: catalytic step 2 spliceosome.